AUGGGUUCCUACGACACUGUACCAUCUCUUCCAGCCACGUUCUACCGGGGAGGCACCUCCAAAGCAUUAAUGAUCCAGCGACACCAUCUCCCUGCAGAUGAAGAAGACUGGCAACCCUUACUUGCGGGAGCUUUGGGGUCGCCGGACCCCUAUGGACGCCAGCUCAACGGCAUGGGCGGAGGAGUCUCGUCUUUGAGCAAAGCCUGCAUAAUCGAGCCAUCCCUGCGGCCAGAUGCAGACGUCGACUACACAUUCAUCCAGAUGGGUAUCAAGGACGGCAAGAUGGAUCUCGCUGGCACCUGUGGCAACAUGACUGCGGCAGUUGGCCCCUUUGCCCUUGAUGAAGGACUCAUUGACCCUGCCGUUGAGAGCGAUGUGGAAGGCUCUGAGCGAACAGUCACCGUUCGAAUAUUCAACACCAACACCAACAAGAUAAUUCACUCCCGAUUUGCAGUUAACCACGGUGCUAAACUGAGAUUCAACCCUGAAGGGACCUAUUCCAUUGACGGUGUGCCCGGUACGGGCUCACGGAUCACGUUGUCCUUUGUGAGCCCGGGAGGUUCUAAGACGGCCAGGAGCUUACCUACGGGGAACCCUGUUGAUCUCUUGACUCUGCCGCACAACCAGGAAGACCGGGCUCCGCUCACUUUGCGAGUUUCACUGGUCGACGUGGCAAACCCAGCCGUCAUCCUUCAGGCUUCAGAUGCAGGGAUCGAUGCCAACAUAUCGCCCGAUCAACUGGAUGGAAAUAUUGGCAAGAUGGAUCUGUUGGAUGCAAUUCGCAGAGAAGGAGCACGCAUGAUGGGUUUAGAUCCAAAGGUGGACAGUAUCCCCAAAAUGGUUCUCGUUGCGACGCCUCAGCCGACAUCAAAGGACGUCGACCUCGUUGCGAGAGUCUUGUCUAUGGGACAGACACAUCGAGCCAUACCUUUAACCAUUGCUCUCAACUUGGGGGUGGCAUCGCUUAAGCAGCUCAUAAUGUCAACGUACGGCCCUGUUGGGGCAUUUCCCAUCAAGUCCAAGAUUGUUCUUGUAACUGGCGGCGGCAGCGGUAUCGGGUUUGCGUUUGCAAGUCUCUGUCAUCAGCGGGGCGCCAGAGUCAUCAUCGGUGACUUGAAGCUCACGUCAGUGGCUGAGAAGUACGUGGCAGCACAGGACAAAUCUGAAGUGGUUUUCGAACAUUGCGACGUAACAAACUGGACCUCUUUGCGGAAUCUGGUCACCACAAGCGUCACAGCGUUCGGUGAAGCUCCCGAUAUCUAUGCCCCGGUUGCCGGUGUCCUUGACCCCUCCUGGUCGAACUUCUGGGAUGACACGGAGGAUGACUGGUACAGGACCGUCCAGAUCAACUUAAAUCACCCGAUAAAACUCACCCGCCUUGCCUUUGAGGCGCUGUUGUCCACCAACAAAAAAGGGGUCGUGUGUCUCGUAUCGUCCACGGCAGGAAUUCGAGCCAACUACUUCAUCCCUCUGUAUGCGGCCACGAAGCAUGGUGUUCUCGGCUUCGCAAAGUCCAUGGCCCAGGCCGACCUCGACGAAGGAGUUCGGGUCGUCUGCGUCAUGCCUGGUACAGUGAAGAGCAAUCUGUGGGAGGAUCGUGACGACCACAUUGUGGAAGCAACUCGGUAUUCGGAACGAAAGUUGAUGAUGCCGGGCACUAUAGCAGAUAUGAUGCUGAGGAUGAUCGAAGGCAAGGAAUAUACUGGCGGCACAUGUGUGCUCAAGACCAUACUUGAAGAACGAGUCGUGGAGGAGGGCUGGGACAAACAAGGCUCGAAAUAUGACCCAAGCCCGAGACCGGAAACCGAUCUCAGCCAUCUGAAGAGUGUUCUUGCUGCGCAGCGCGGAAAACCAUGGAAGGCGUGA
Messenger RNA from Cladophialophora immunda, 1866 nucleotides. RefSeq lists its product as uncharacterized. The record is from RefSeq and is a predicted model, not a curated record. The coding region runs from base 1 to 1866 and encodes 621 amino acids. The transcript has 2 exons. Lineage: Eukaryota; Fungi; Ascomycota; Eurotiomycetes; Chaetothyriales; Herpotrichiellaceae. Gene Ontology annotation, molecular function: oxidoreductase activity.